AUGUUGAAGGAGUUGAUGAACCAAGCAACGACGAGCGCUCACCCGGAGGCUGUAGUUCCAGGACUCGCCAAGAGAAGUGCGACUUCUAGCAAGCAACGACGAGCGCUCACCCAGAGGCUGUACUUCCAGGACUCGCCAAGAGAACAAGCAACGACGAGCGCUCACCCGGAGGCUGUACUUCCAAGACUCGCCAAGAGAAGUGCGACUUCUAGCAAGCGACGACGAUCGCUCACCCUGAGGCUGUACUUCCAGGACUCGCCAAGAGAAGUGCGACUUCUAGCAAGCAACGACGAGCGCUCACCUGGAGGCUGUACUUCCCGACUUGCUUCUAGCAAGCAACGACGAGCGCUCACCCGCGACGAGGCUGUAGUUCCAGGACUCGCCAAGAGAAGUGCGACUUCUAGCAAGCGACGACGAGCGCUCACCCUGAGGCUGUACUUCCAGGACUCGCCAAGAGAAGUGCGACUUCUAGCAAGCAACGACGAGCGCUCACCC
This is a messenger RNA of Iphiclides podalirius (scarce swallowtail), 495 nucleotides long. NCBI's taxonomy places the organism in Eukaryota, Metazoa, Arthropoda, Insecta, Lepidoptera, Papilionidae. The record is from the annotation of a GenBank genome assembly.